Messenger RNA from Funneliformis caledonium, 600 nucleotides. The record is from the annotation of a GenBank genome assembly. Lineage: Eukaryota; Fungi; Glomeromycota; Glomeromycetes; Glomerales; Glomeraceae.
AUGCCAGAAGCAAAAUUAUGUCAUCUUCCUUUAGGUUUUAAUACUUUGCAUAAGUCAAAUCCAUUUCAUUAUUAUGCUAUGACUGAUUGUUCUAUUUCUUCAUCUAUUAAUACAGGUCUGAAUGUAGUUUUAGCUUACGGUCAUAUAUAUCAUAAAGUUUGUUAUGAUAAUACUAGAUUUAAGUGUUUAUAUUGUCUCUCAUUUUUACAAGAUGAUGAACUCCUCGCAACAAAGAAUAUAAAGAAUUACCUUUCCAAAGAGCCUACUGAGGAACAUUUUCAUAUUAUCAUAUCCUUACCAGAAACUGUCAGUAUAACCCCUCGAGAGCAGGAACUCUUGGAUCAAUUCGCCGAGUUACAAAAGAGCCUAGUUUUUAUAUAUGAGCAGGUGACCCUUUGUAAUCUUAAAGAAACUAUCUUUGCCAUAUAUAAGACCCAAGAAUUUGAGGAAAAAGUACUUAGCUUCAUAUGCAAUGGAAAAAAUAUUACAGAAUUAUUGAUAAUUGAAACAAAUGAUGCCGGAUAUUGGAUUAAUGUUGAUAGUACAAAUCCGUACUGCGAGCCAUACCUUUUGAUUUCCACCAGUGUAAUAGUGAAUUAA